This is a messenger RNA of Saccostrea echinata, 1527 nucleotides long. RefSeq names its product sialate O-acetylesterase-like. Gene Ontology annotation, biological process: carbohydrate metabolic process. Lineage: Eukaryota; Metazoa; Mollusca; Bivalvia; Ostreida; Ostreidae. Gene Ontology annotation, molecular function: sialate O-acetylesterase activity. The coding region runs from base 7 to 1527 and encodes 506 amino acids. The transcript has 9 exons. The record is from RefSeq and is a predicted model, not a curated record.
CACAAAAUGCCAACAGACAUGGCGUCAUUAACAUUAUUAAUAGUCGCAUUCACAAUAGUCUUCUCUGUACCGGAAAUAGCAGGCGCAGCAACUUUUAAGUUCUCCUCCUACUAUCAUGACCACAUGGUGUUGCAGCAAAGUUCUACCGGGACAAGCAUUUGGGGUCAGUCAAGCAAAGUUGGUGACGUAGUUCACAUAAAACUUAACAAUAAUGAAGUCGCCCAGACUACUGUCAAUAGUGAUCAUAUAUGGGAAGCAAAGUUUACAAGCCCUAAAGAUCAUGGUCCAUAUAAUGUUUCUGCAACAUCAAGUCUAGGAACUGUUGAGAUUUCUGAUGUUCUUUUUGGUGACGUGUGGAUUUGCUCUGGACAAAGCAAUAUGGAGUACAUGACUUUUGGGCUUUUGAAUGCAACACAAGAGUAUGCAGACAGCCUAAAUUAUCAAUCUGUACGGCUGUUUCAUGUGCAUAGAGAAUUUUCAGCAUCGCUGUAUACAGACGUUAAACAUAUAGAUGCAGCAUGGUUGAAACCUAAUCAGAAGAGUCUCACACAAUAUUCGGCCGUUUGUUGGCUUUAUGGGAAAUACUUGUCACAGCACUUCAACUAUCCCAUUGGAUUGGUUGAGACAAACUGGGGUGGUACAAGAAUAGAGGCCUGGUCGUCACCGGAUGCUUUAUCUGCAUGUUCUGGAGCCCAAGGUCGGCGAAAAAGGGAUUAUAAUUCAAAUAGCCAGCUGUACAAUGCUAUGAUUAAUCCACUUCUCAGAAAUACGAUCAAAGGUGUCAUCUGGUAUCAAGGGGAGUCAAAUGCUGGGCAUGCGUAUCAGUACUCAUGUCAAUUUCUUGAAAUGAUUCGAGACUGGAGAGGAAAAUUCAGCGCAGCAUCUAAAGGAACAACAAAUCCAUCAUUCCCUUUUGGAUUCGUACAGUUGGCACCUUGGAGAGAAGGAGAGACAAGUCUCGGUUUCCCACAACUCCGCUGGUCACAGACUGCUAACAUAGGAUACGUUCCUAAUUCACUUCUUCACAAUGUAUUUAUGGCUGUAGCUAUCGAUCUACCUGACUACCAAUCACCCUACGGAAACAUACAUCCGAGGUACAAACAUGACGUAGCCUACCGCUUGUAUCUUGGAGCCCUUGGUGUGGCUUAUCAUGAGAGAGAUGUGGAAUUUGAGGGGCCUUUUCCAACCUCUGCUGUGGUUGACAGCACACACCGACAUCUUACUAUAGAAUGCGGGCGCGGAUUAACUCCUAUUGAAAUUAGAACAAACAGUGGUUUCGAGGUGUGCUGUGUAAAUCAUGCUACGAAAUUUUGCAACCCAUCUGACACCCACUGGAUUAAUUCUACGAUUACGUCGCAUGACUUUGCCACUGUAACUCUGAAUAUUUCUUCUUGCAACCAUGGAAGUCACGUUGUACAGCUCCGAUAUGCUUGGCGGGAAAGUCCUUGCGCUUUUCAUCAAUGUGCAGUGUACGGAAAAUCUAACAACUUGCCAGGACCUCCAUUUACCUUACACGUGAGCUCGUGA